UUGACCUAAAAGAGGCGAGCGAUAAUAUUUGCUCGAGGCGCUGGGCGUAGGCGCCGAUCGGGGGUUUUAGAGGAGAAAUGGCCACCGUCGUGGCGCCUUGCCAGAGACCAGGGCUUAGUUUCGUCUUGGCCGUCUCCUCGCGACUGUCAUUAGCCACCAGAGCUUUCCCGGCAAGGAGCUUCACUCGGUACUGUAAAUCCAGUUCCACGUUUGCCUUGUCUUCGAAAUUCAAGGAACUUGGUUGCGUGCGUGGAAGCCGAUUGAAAUUGCCGCGUGCUUUUGCAGGGUCUAGCCAAUUCUCCACAGUGAGUGUUGGAGCUUCUCCUGUAGCUGAAGAGAUGGCUGUCAAGGAGGCUCCCAAGGAGAUUUUUUUGAAGGAUUACAAGCCCACUGGCUAUCACUUUGACACGGUCGAGCUGAAAUUUGUUCUGUCUGAGAAAAAGACAACCGUGGUGUCUAAGAUCCGGGUUUUGCCGAGAAACUCAAGUGAAAGCCCGCCAUUGGUUUUGGAUGGUCGUGACGUGAAACUUCUCUUUGUUAAAAUCAACGGCGAAGAACGGAAGCUGGAAGAAGUUGAGCUGACCAGCCGUCAUCUGACGUUGAAGUCACUUCCUGUUCAGCCUUUUGAUUUAGAGAUUGGCUCUGAGAUACACCCGGAGACUAACUUGUCUCUCGAAGGGCUCUACAAGUCUUCCAGCGGCAUGUUUUGUACACAAUGCGAAGCUGAAGGUUUUAGAAAGAUAACCUUUUACCAGGAUCGGCCAGACGUUAUGGCAAAGUUCACUACCAGGAUAGAAGCGGACAAAGCACAGUAUCCCGUUCUUUUGUCGAAUGGCAACCUUAUAGACUCCGGAGACCUCGAGAAUGGAUUUCAUUAUGCUGUGUGGGAGGAUCCUUUCAAAAAGCCUUGCUACCUCUUUGCCUUGGUAGCGGGGCAACUCACGUCCAGAGACGAUACUUUUAAAACGCGUUCAGGAAGGGAUGUUCAACUGAGGAUUUGGACUCCUGCACAAGACGUCCCAAAGACAGAGCAUGCUAUGCAUGCUCUCAAGCUUUCAAUGAAGUGGGAUGAGGAUGUGUAUGGGUUGGAGUAUGAUCUUGACCUGUUUAACAUUGUCGCUGUUCCCGAUUUCAACAUGGGUGCUAUGGAGAACAAGAGCUUGAAUAUAUUCAACUCGAAACUUGUUCUGGCAUCUGCUGAAACUGCUACAGAUGUUGACUACGCGGCAAUUUUGGGUGUGAUCGGUCAUGAGUACUUCCACAAUUGGACUGGGAAUAGGGUGACAUGCCGUGAUUGGUUUCAAUUGAGUCUGAAGGAGGGUCUUACAGUUUUCAGGGAUCAGGAGUUUUCUUCUGAUAUGGGCUCUCGACCUGUCAAACGUAUCGGUGAUGUCGCUCUUCUCAGAACAGCACAAUUCUCAGAGGACGCUGGUCCCAUGGCGCACCCUGUCCGUCCGCAUUCUUACAUUAAGAUGGACAACUUCUAUACGGUGACGGUGUAUGAAAAGGGUGCGGAAGUCGUUCGCAUGUACCAAACAUUGCUUGGGAAAGAUGGGUUUCGGAAGGGCAUGGACUUGUACUUUGAACGCCACGACGGACAAGCUGUAACUUGCGAGGAUUUCUUUGCUGCUAUGCGAGACGCUAAUUCCGCCAAUCUUUCAGUUUUCUUGAGAUGGUAUUCUCAAGCUGGAACACCCAUUCUUACUGUUUCGACAGCGUAUGAUGCUGCAGCUCGUAGCUAUACUGUAAAGUGCAAGCAAGAAAUUCCUUCUACACCUGGGCAACCUGUGAAGGAGCCGACGUUAAUACCAUUGGCUGUGGGUCUACUAAAUUCAAAAGGCGAAGACAUGGUGUUGACCGAGUUGCUUGAUGGAGGAUCACUCAAGUCAUUGAAAGACACAGCGGGGGGACCUGCAAAGACAGCCGUACUUGUUGUUGAUAAGGAAGAGCAAGAGUUCACUUUUCUCAAUUUGCCUGAGAAACCUGUGCCAUCUUUCCUAAGAAACUUUAGUGCUCCCGUGCGCCUUGUGACGCCGACUGUGACGGAUGACGAUUUGCUCUUUUUGCUCGCGCAUGACUCCGACGAGUUUAACAGAUGGGAGGCUGGACAGACGAUGGGAAGAAAACUUAUGCUGGAUCUUAUUCCGAAAGCACAAAGAAACGAACAGCUCGCGGUUCCAUCCGCAUUUGUGGAAGGCAUGCGCAGUAUUCUCAACGAUUCCUCGUUAGAUAAGGAAUUUGUGGCAAAGGCACUAACACUUCCUGGAGAAAGCGAACUGAUGGACUUGAUGGAGGUUGCAGAUCCAGAUGCAGUACAUACUGUCCGAAAAUUUGUGAUAAGAGAGCUUGCGUCGAAACUGAAGCAAGAUUUCCUGAAAACUGUGACUGAAAACCGAAGUUCUGAUCCGCACUACACAUUCGAUCACAAAAACAAAGCCAGGAGAUCCUUAAAAAACCUCGCUCUCGGCUACCUCUGCUCUCUGGACGAGGCGGACACUACUGAGCUUGCUUUGAAGGAAUACAAAAGCGCAACAAACAUGACAGAUCAAUUUGCAGCCCUCUCGUCACUUUGCCAGAAUCCUGGGGACGUGCGUGAUGAAGCUUUGGCAAACUUCUACGAGCAGUGGAAGGACGAAACUUUGGUUGUGAACAAAUGGCUGGUGUUACAAUCUAUGUCUGAUAUCCCUGGAAAUGUUAAGAACAUGAGGCGAUUGCUAGAUCAUCCGUCCUUCGAUAUGAAGAACCCAAACAAGGUGUAUUCUUUGAUCGGUCCUUUCUGUCGGACCGCUGUCAACUUUCACGCUAAAGAUGGCUCUGGCUACGAGUUUCUGGCAGAGGUGACUUUGCAGUUGGACAAAAUGAACCCUCAGGUGGCAUCGCGAAUGGUAUCGUCAUUGUCGAGGUGGAAACGCUUUGAUGAAGGCAGACAAUCGCUGGCUAAGGCUCAACUGGAACGCAUUGCUAAAACCGAUGGCCUGUCAGAGAAUGUGUUUGAGAUCGCCUCCAAGAGCCUGGCAGCGUAAAAAAGAUCCAAGGAGUUCGCGAUCGUCGAGCAAGCAUUUGCCAUAAGAUAGUAUACAGCUUCACCACUCAGCUCCUCAAAAGCCACCUCAAUUCUUCCACUUUCUACAAGCCGCUGGUGCCACGCCAACGGAGAAAUCACCACCGCUUCGUCUAGACAUCGUCCUCGCGAGCUUCACUCAUCUCGUCCGCCCGGCUCAAGAUAUCCGUCCUCCAUCCCGGGACGAACACAUACCGGCACUCUCGGCUUUGAUCAACAAGACCACCACCACGCUCAAGCCGCAAGCCUUCGUCCGUGGUCCUGUGGAACAUCUCGAGCACCAGUUUGUUAUCACCUCGGCAACCAUAGCCAGCCAAGAGCGCGCUCUAGGAGCUGCGAGCUUGCAUCAAAAGCGCAGCGAGCAUCGACCAUGUUCCUGUAGAAGUCAACGAGAGAGACCACCACCCCCGGGUCGACUUCCAGGCCGUGUCAACAUGCAUCGCCAUGGACGAGCUUCCCCGUCUCGAGCAGCGCCGCGGGGCCACUCCCGCAAGCUUUGAUCGCCGCGGACAGAGCAGCUUCCACUCGUCAACUUUCAUCUGAGAGAACAAAGCUGGCGCGAGCUGCGACUCACCGGCAUCGGCACAGGCGACGAUGAGCGAAGUCCACAGCACUGGAUCGCGCUGCUCGAUCCGGUCGUAGACUCUCCUUGCCUCGAUCAAGCUCCCGGAUUUGGAGUAGCAGUCGACGAGGCUGCUCGCCACCCGGGGAUUCAAGUCGAAGCCACGCUCGGACGCUUGCGAGUGCAGCGAGGCCGUGCUCCUCCGCAUGACGAGCAAGUUGGGCUUGAUCUCCGGGCUUCUCUCGAUCGAUGCUAGACUCGCCAAGGCCUUGAGCGGAGGAACGAAGGAUCCAGCGUCUAGACCACAGCCCUCGAGCUGCAUGAAGGGGAAGAGCAGCACCACCAUGCCGGCUUGCUUGUUCUCGCAGUAGCCCAGCAUCAAGGAGUUCCAGAACACAAAAGCUCCUCAAGCUCCCACACGUACGUGUCCAACAGAACACGUCGAGCUCGCAGCCAUUCCUCGCGGGUUGAUUGUGGACGACCAUUCCCUGCUCGAGCGCCAUAGCUUUUAGCUUGAGAUCACGAGCUUCUUCUGAGCUUGCGAGAUGAGCGCAGGCGGCGACAAAGAUUCACCAGAUCCAUAAGGCCUUGAAAGCUGCUUGAGCAUCCGGCUCGCAGCUCGGCUAUAGCAGAACAAGCCGAGAGCGUUCUCUUCACUUCCAUUCUUUGAUCUCGCUCCACCACUUUCAGCAUUCAAGUUCUUUGAUCUCGUUCCA
Messenger RNA from Selaginella moellendorffii, 4339 nucleotides. Its product is annotated as puromycin-sensitive aminopeptidase. Gene Ontology annotation, biological process: proteolysis. Bases 78 to 3023 code for a protein of 981 amino acids. Gene Ontology annotation, molecular function: zinc ion binding; metallopeptidase activity. The record is from RefSeq and is a predicted model, not a curated record. Gene Ontology annotation, cellular component: chloroplast. Lineage: Eukaryota; Viridiplantae; Streptophyta; Lycopodiopsida; Selaginellales; Selaginellaceae. The transcript is spliced from 32 exons.